Molecule: messenger RNA, 2722 nt
Organism: Pseudo-nitzschia multistriata
Lineage: Eukaryota; Bacillariophyta; Bacillariophyceae; Bacillariales; Bacillariaceae
Source: the annotation of a GenBank genome assembly
GCACGAGUACGAGUGCGAAUACACAGGUCAGUAUGCACAAUGCACAUGCAUGUACCGUAUGCUAAUUAUCUUCUUCGAGAGGAAAGAUACCUGAAGUACUCAGACCUGCUGGUAAAUAGCAGUACGAGUUCGAUUCGAUAGCGAGUAMGAGUACUGCAUCGUASGUACUCUUACUCGUAUGAGUUCUUUUUGAUUGGCGAUCUUUUUUGAUGUUGUUCUUUUUUUUGACACCACCGGUGAAAAACUUACCGUCUUCGAUUGUUCUGCUUUUGACACGAUGGUUCCGUCGGAUUUUUCAAACGUGAACCUUCUGAACAAUUAUUUUUCGACUCGUUCGACUUCKGGAAGAACGGACGGACGAGAAGUCGGAAUCUGGUUGAUGGCUUCCCACGAUGAUGUGUUGUGAACGACAGCAAAUCUUACGCUAGUUAUGUUGCUGUGUCUGCAGCUGUGCAUGGUACGUACACCAUGCCGUAGUGUUGMACGACAACUCCAGGUUGUGAGUCACUSUUUUUUUUUUGAUGACAUCCGAUUCGAUACCUUGCUCUAUCGUAGCACGACACCGUAGCGGACAGUACAGUACGUACGUUGGUGUUCGGACGAAUGAAGAGCAGAUKGGAUAGCUAAAAAUGGAUAAUAGCAUUCGAUUUCUUGUGCACUUGCGACUUCCUGAAGACCAACCUUUCCGACAGACCAUCCUAUCCCGUAUAUUAUCGUAUCAAACCCCAGCACCAUGAAGUUUUCCUCMACGACUCUCCUUUGUGCUCUUUCGGUAGCGCCAGUAGCUGCCUUCACCAAUCCCUCCACAUGGWCUACCACCUGCCCAGCGACGACGACGAAAACAUCACUCGAGGCCGAACGCAACAGCGGUAUUCACAAUGCCUUUUCGACCUUUUGUGCAACGGCUGCCAUGASCGCCUUCCUGUGGGGAUCUCCCGCRAUGAUCGCAGACCAGGCCACUUCUCACCAAUUGCCCUUUGGCCUUAGCGAAACAGUCCAGCAACAYUUUGUAGCAGGUGCGAAGGACAAGGCUUCCGCCACCGGAAGCCGUGUCAACAAGGACGCGGAAUCUUUGUUGCGACUGGGAUUGCCGAUCAAUAGCAAGGAGGUAGGUGUGCAUUCUUUUCUAUUGGCGAAGAAGGCCGAAUAAUAGCUACAGGUGUUCUGAUGUGUCAUUUGAGCAACAGUCAAAUGGGUGACUAAAUUUUCGUAUUUCACCUAYUUCAUUUUUGGCUUUGGUGCCUCAACACCGGAUUUUUUUAUGUGCUUCCACACACUAACUACAACAGGUCCGAGAGCUGCAAACAAGCCUCGAGGGUAUCAAGCAGGACAUCGGAUCYAAGCGAAAGGGUGCGGCGGCCGAUGGRGCUAAGAAAGUUUCUUCGAUUCUAGCCAGCAAGAAGGCCGACAAAAUGGCGGCCGUUUGCAGGGACGGAAAUUUUUGCAAGGAAACCAUGAAACAAAUCGACGAUUUGAUGGAUCCACUCGAAAAGGCCAUCAAGGCCAGCCAGGACGCGUUCACCGGAUCGCUGGAGGAACGGGACGCUCUGGACAAGGCCUACAACGCACAAGURAAGGCCGCCAAGCUGCUGACGGAGCUUGAGGAACAAAUGGUCCCCAAGGGUUACAAAACMGAGGUGCCCGAGCAAUAUUCGGACCUUCCGCAGCUUCAACAGCGGGCGACGGUGGAGAUGGUGAUUAARAAGGGCGAGUCCGGUGCCCAAUUCGAUAUCAAUGGAGUCAAUUUCCCCGAGGCUAGAAUGAAGAUGGUUAUCGACGGUUACACAUGUACGCUACAAAGAGUUGUUGGAUACAAAUAUUGAUUUUUUCUUUUUUGAAAAGAUGUCUCUCACACGCACUUGUUUCUUGACGYAAYCCUUUAAUACUUGAACAGCCCCRGUGACUGGCGGAAACUUCGUCGAUCUUGUCAACAAGGGAUUUUACGACAAYAUGCCAAUUCAGCGAUCGGAUGGGUUCGUGGUACAAACUGGUGAACCCGCUGGGGAAGCUGUCGGUUACACGGGGGGCAAGCCCAGUAAAUCAAUCGGGCAAGGGCCCAAGGGGGAGCGAUUGAUCCCCUGCGAAAUCUCCAUCGUCGGAGACAAGACUCCACUUUACGAGACCACCAUCGAGGACGAGGGACGAGGUGGCGAGGCCACAAUUUUGCCGUUUUCGGCUUACGGUGCAAUGGGCUGGGCUCGAGACGAAUACGAUCCCAAUUCAGGAAGCUCUCAGUUMUUUUGGUUGCUCUUCGAUUCUGAUCUUACUCCUGCGGGAAAGAAUGUAUUAGACGGUCGGUAUCCAUGCUUCGGUUAUGUAGUAGAAGGAGCAGAUUUCUUACAAGACGUYAAGGAAGGCGACGUGAUUGUAUCCGCAAAGGUCACUGAAGGCUUAAAGUAUCUGAAAGAUCCCAACUAAAAUAUGUGACGUUUCGUAAUAGCAUAAAAAGAUGGGAAUGAUCGUGUUCCCGCGAACCUUAUUCAGUUCAAAAUACUUCGCUGUUUUCUGCUGUGUUGGUAUCUCCUGCCAAGCAAGGCCCGUUUCCCCCAGCAGUCGGUUAUAUGGGAGCCAUGUCCCCCCAAUAGAUGGCUAAGACAUAUCUGCGCGUUGGAAGCAUGAUGCAGUUGGCCUACUACUGCUAGAUAUAAGCUGCUGAUUUUGUCACCAUGAUGGAACUUCAGGAUCAUUCCUGUAUCAAAAAUAAUAUAAUUAUUCUUCACUA